CUCGCCAUGGCCGCCAAGAAGCUGAUCGUGGUGUUCGGAGCCACCGGGGCGCAGGGCGGCUCGGUGGCGCGGGCGCUGCUGGAGGACGGCGCGUUCGUGGUGCGCGCGGUGACCCGCAGCCCCGGCAGGAAGGAGGCGGUGGAGCUGCGGCGACGGGGCGCACAGCUGGUGCGGGCGGACCAGGACGAUGAGCGGACUCUGGAGGAAGCCCUGGAGGGCGCGUACGGAGCCUUCGUGGUGACCAACUUCUGGGAGCACUGCAGCAAGGAGAAGGAAAUCGCGCAGGGGAAGCGUCUUGCUGACCUGUCGAAGCGCCUGGGUUUGCAGCACAUGGUGUACAGCGGCCUGGAGAACGUGAAGCAGCUGACCAAGGGCCACCUGGAGGUGCUCCACUUCGAUGGCAAAGGAGUGGUGGAGGAAUAUUUCCGUGCAGUCAAUGUGCCCACCACGACCGUCCGACUGCCGUUCUACUUUGAGAAUUUCCUCUCCAGCUUCAAACCCCAGAAGGCCCCGCAGGGAGACAAGUUUUUACUGGGACUGCCCAUGGGGGACACCCCCAUGGAUGGGAUGGCGGUGGAGGAUUUGGGGCCCAUUGUGCUCAGCCUGCUGAAGUCCCCAGAGCAGUACAUAGGCCAAGUGAUCGGGCUCAGCACUGGCAAGCUCACUGUGGCGGAGUAUGCUGCUGCCUUCUCCCAGCAGACAGGCAAGACCGUGGAAGACUCCAAGAUCACCCCAGAGGAGUACGAGAAACUUGGCUUCCCUGGAGCGAAGGAGCUGGCUGAAAUGUUCCGUUUCUAUGCCCUGAAGCCAGACCGCAAUGUGGAGCUGACCAUGAAACUCAACCCCAAGGCCCGCACCUUCCAGCAGUGGCUGGCAGACAACAAGGCUGCUUUCUGACCUUUUGUUCUCCAUAGCAGGAUCCUGGCCGUGAGCCAUGCAGCUGACUCAGUGCUUGGGGGCUGCCCCAUAGGAGCAGCGUGCUGUUGGGGAGGUGGGAAGAGCUGUGCUGCACCUGUAGCCACCCUGCUUGGUGGAGACUGCUUCCAGACAGGUGGGAGAAGCACUACUUUACACACUAUCUUCAGGGAGGUGCUCAGUGAUUUGGGGUGUUUUCCUGUCUAUGGGGUGGUGGCUUAAUUUCUCAGGAUCACUUUUCCUAGGCAGCUCUA
Centrocercus urophasianus (Greater sage-grouse) is the source of this 1169-nucleotide messenger RNA. It is a transcript of the gene NMRAL1, whose product is annotated as NmrA like redox sensor 1. Lineage: Eukaryota; Metazoa; Chordata; Aves; Galliformes; Phasianidae. The transcript is spliced from 5 exons. Bases 7 to 897 code for a protein of 296 amino acids. The record is from RefSeq and is a predicted model, not a curated record.